Molecule: messenger RNA, 2770 nt
Organism: Panonychus citri (citrus red mite)
Lineage: Eukaryota; Metazoa; Arthropoda; Arachnida; Trombidiformes; Tetranychidae
Product: probable serine/threonine-protein kinase DDB_G0282963
Exons: 2
Coding region: 640-1959 (439 amino acids)
Biological process (GO): regulation of transcription by RNA polymerase II
Molecular function (GO): RNA polymerase II transcription regulatory region sequence-specific DNA binding; DNA-binding transcription factor activity, RNA polymerase II-specific
Source: RefSeq, a predicted model, not a curated record
CAUCUUCUUUGCCUAUAAGGUAAUAGACAAACUCUAUCAUCAUAUUGAUCAUCAUCAUCUUUUGUUAUUGUUGUUAUUUUGUGUGAAUGAUGAAAGCAAAGUAAUGAAACCAAUGAGCCUCAUCAUCAUCAAUUGGACUCAAACCAAAUCAAGUUAACAUAACAAUUAAUCAAAUUGUUAUCAAUUAACCUACGAUAAUAAUAAUAAUAUAAAAAACUAAACAAAAAAUCAAAAUAAUUUUUUUUCAAUCUUCAUCUUUAUCUUCAUUUUCAUCUUCAUUUUCGUCAUCUUCAUCAUCUUUAUCAUCUUUAUCUCUUUCUUUUAGUCUCUUUUCCUCUUUCUAACUGAUUCUCUAUGUGUUUGUGUCUCUCUUCAUCUCUCCAUCUCUCCAUCUCUCUCUCUCUCACUCUAAUCAAUUUAAUUCAAUUUAAUCAACUUAAUCACAAUCAUUAAUAAUAUCAUUAACUUUUUGUGUUUUGUCAACUCAAUUAUAUUUUUUACCUUUUUGUUUUUACUUAGAUUAUUAUUUUAUUUUUAUUAUUAUUUUAACUAUAUUAUUAUAUUGAUUGUGAUUUAAUUUAAAUUGUUGUCCUUCUCAUCUGAUCAUCAUCAUAAUCAUAAUCAAGUAAAUUGUUUCAAAUGAUGGAUUCUACAACAACGAUUGAGCUUAAUCAUCAUGCUCAUCAUUUAAAUCAUCAUCUUAAUCACACUUUCGGUGUAGCUGUUGAAGGAGCAUUCAAGAAAUUAAAAGUUGAACCAGGAUUAAUUGUAUCUUCAUCUUCAUCAUUAUCAUCACCCUUAACAUCAUCUUCAUCAUUAACUACAACAAUUACACCGACAACAACCUCAACAACCUCCACUCCAUCAUCAGCAUCCUCAUCAUCAUCCACUGGAAGUGGCAAUGGAAAUGGUGGUCAUCAUCAUGGUCAUCACUUGAAUUUGAAUCAUUCCAUUAACCAUUCCCUUAAUCAUUCACUUAAUCACAACCAUAAUCAUCACAAUUCAUCAUCAACAACACCAAGUACAACACCAAAUUGUCCCCCAACACCAGCUCGUCGUCGACAUCGAACAACUUUCACUCAAGAACAAUUAACAGAAUUGGAAUCGGCGUUUUCCAAGUCACAUUAUCCUGAUAUUUAUUGUCGAGAGGAAUUGGCCCGAUUAACUAAACUGAACGAGGCUCGAAUUCAAGUUUGGUUCCAAAAUCGUCGAGCCAAAUUUCGUAAGCAAGAGAAACAGUUACAAAAAGCGCUAACGGUAAACAACUCGAGUUCCAGUGUUCUUCCUUCUUGUAAUGGUAAUUUAAUGAGGAACAUUUAUCAUCAAGCGACAAUUAAUCAUCACACUGGUCAUCAACUCUCUCAUCACACUCAUCCUCAUGCUCAUCAUGCUCUCAAUCAUCAUUAUCACAAUCAACUUGCUCGUAAUCAUUACAAUCCUUUAGCUAAUCACAAUCAAUAUCUAACUGGUGCUGGUGUUGGAGUUGGAGUUGGUGUUGGUGGAGUUGUGGGUGGUGUGGGUGGUGGUGUUAUCGGUGGGAAUAGUGUCGGUCUUGGUUCCUCUGUUAAUGGUAACAAUUUAAAUUCAAACCUCUCGCCAAACACCAACAAUUUAAUCAUCAAUGGCAAUGGUUUCAAAGAUUCAACUUCAUCCUCAUCUUCAGCCUCAACCAACAACAACAACAACAACAAUAAUAAUAAUAACUCAACACCAAACAACAACAACACUAAUAACAACAAUUAUCAAAUGUCACCAAAUCAAUCACAAUUUACUAUGUCAACUGGAUCAACGACAACAAUUACUGGAUCAAAUUCAAAUUCAGACGAUUGGUAUAAUAAAGGUUUCUCAGCGUUAACCCGAAUCAAUUCAACUCCUCAUCACAAUUUAACAACUAAUUUAGCUGCAGUUGCUGCUAAUUUAGCAUCAUCACCAUCAAUGCUUCAAUAUGCUACACAAUAAUUAACCUAAUCAGUGAAACAAUAAAUUAAUCAUUAAACUUGUUGAAAUUAACUACAAGAAUUAAAGGAAAAAGUUACAAAAUCAAAUGAUUACAUCACAAAAUUUGAAAUCACAUUUCUUGAUAGAUUUACAUGUAUUAUUAUUCAAUGGAAAAUUUAAUAAAUCAUCAUCAUCACCUCAUCUUGUUUCAUCAUAACAUGAUAAAAGAUACAUGGUGAUUCCUAUCUUAUCUUCAUCUUCUCAAAUACAACCUAUACCAUUGGAUGUUGGUUCAUCAUGUAUAUAUAACAUAAACUAUUAUCAUCUCGAGCAAAAUGAUUUGCCAAAAAUUGAUGCUCAUGAUGAUCCGCAUCUUUAAUUCAUCAGAUAUAAUCCAUUGGAAACCAAUCACCAUCAUUUCAGUUAAUAUUUCAAGAUCUCUGCUGAUCCACUUUAAUCAUCAUCAGGAUAACACUUAGAAUCCAUCACUCAUCGAGUUUCCAAUCAGCGGAUAACUUUCAGAUCCAAUCAUUUAUCAUGGAUUCUUUUACUCUCUCUCUCUCUCACUCUCUGUUUAUCUCUUUACUAUUUCCUUGUCUUCCUAGUCUUGCUUUUGGAAAUUCAAUCAACGAAAUUUACAUCAGGUAACAAUUAAUCUUUAAUUAAUCAACCAUCAGAGGUUCUCUUUUCUUUUCCCAUGUAAUCCGCAUGCUUUUUAAAUCCUCAUCCAUUAAUCCAAAUCCUUUUUUCCUUUUUGUUUGGCUUGAAGGUGAAAAUAUUGAAGAAAAAGUCAACAUGUAACUUUUUAGAAUAAAUAAUUUUCCAUAUUAAA